UAGCGGGCAGGCGGGCGGCCGGGGCUGCGCGCUCGGGACGCGCGGAAUGUGAGGCGCGGCGAGCCGCUGCGCACCGGAGCUCGCUCGCUCGCUGGUUCGCGCGCGCCAAGGGCGGCGACCCCACGCGGACGAUCGGCCGCGCCCCGCCGCGCUCCGUGUCGCGCGCGCCCUUGUGCCCUCCUGGUGCCCUCCAGCGCGCCGGCGGGACCAUGAAGAAGUUCUCUCGGAUGCCCAAGUCGGAGGGCAGCGGCGGCGGGGCGGCGGCUGGCGGGGCCGCGGGCGCCGGGCUCGGCGGCGGCUUCUCAGGCUCGUCCGUGGGGGUCCGGGUGUUCGCCGUCGGCCGCUACCAGGUCACCCUGGAGGAGUCGCUGGCCGAAGGUGGAUUCUCCACUGUUUUCCUGGUGCGGACUCACGGUGGGAUCCGAUGUGCACUGAAGCGAAUGUAUGUCAAUAACACACCUGACCUCAACAUUUGUAAAAGGGAAAUCACAAUUAUGAAAGAACUAUCUGGCCACAAAAAUAUUGUUGGUUAUUUGGACUGUGCUGUCAAUUCAAUUAGUGAUAAUGUGUGGGAAGUGCUUAUCUUAAUGGAAUAUUGUCGAGCUGGGCAGGUGGUGAAUCAAAUGAAUAAGAAGCUGCAGACGGGCUUUACUGAAUCCGAAGUCUUACAGAUCUUCUGUGAUACCUGUGAAGCUGUUGCAAGGUUGCAUCAGUGUAAGACUCCCAUCAUCCACCGAGAUCUGAAGGUAGAAAAUAUUUUGCUAAAUGAUGCUGGAAAUUAUGUACUUUGUGACUUCGGCAGUGCCACUAAUAAAUUUCUUAAUCCUCAAAAAGAUGGAGUUAAUAUAGUAGAAGAAGAAAUUAAAAAGUACACGACUCUGUCGUAUCGAGCCCCGGAAAUGAUCAACCUUUAUGGCGGGAGACCCAUCACCACCAAGGCUGACAUCUGGGCCCUGGGAUGUUUACUGUACAAACUUUGUUUCUUCACUCUUCCUUUUGGUGAGAGUCAGGUUGCUAUCUGUGAUGGCAGCUUCACCAUCCCAGACGGUUCUCGCUACUCCCACAACAUACAUUGUUUGAUAAGGUUCAUGCUUGAACCAGAUCCAGAGCUCAGACCUGACAUAUUUCAAGUAUCCUACUUUGCAUUUAAAUUCGCCAAAAAGGAUUGUCCAGUGUCCAACAUCAAUAAUUCUUCUCUUCCCUCAACUCUCCCUGAACCGAUGACUGCUAGCGAAGCUGCUGCUAGGAAAAGCCAAAUGAAAGCCAGAAUAACAGAUACCAUUGGACCAACAGAAACCUCAAUUGCACCAAGGCAAAGACCAAAGGCCAUUUCCACUACUGCCACUUCCAGUGUGCUGACUAUUCAGAGUUCAGCAACGCCUGUUAAAGUCCCUGCUCCUGGUGAAUUCAGUAACCACAAAACAAAAGGAGCACUGAGACCUGGAAAUGGGUCUGAAGUCCUAGUGGGUCAGGGCCCCCCUCAGCAACCACCACAGCAGCAUAGAGUCCUCCAGCAGUUACAACAGGGAGAUUGGAGAUUGCAGCAACUUCAUUUGCAUCGAGUUCCUCAGCAGCAGCAGCAGCAGCUGCAGCAGCAGCAACAGCAGCUACUUCAAAAUGCUUAUUUGCAGCAGUAUCAGCAUGCAAUGCAGCAGCAGCAGCAGCAGCAGCAGCAGAUCCUUCAACAACAGUUUUUAAUGCAUUCAGUCUAUCAGCCACCACCUCCCACAUCACAGUAUCCUACAAUGAUGCAGCAGUAUCACCAGGCUUUCUUGCAGCAGCAGAUGCUAGCUCACCGUCAGCAGCCUCAGUACCAUCAGCAGCCUCCGCAGCAGGCAUCACCUGAGUAUCUUACCUCCCCUCAAGAGUUCUCACCAGCCCUCGUUCCCUGCACUUCAUCACUUCCAGCCCAGCUUGGAGCCAUAGUGGAUUCCUCUUUCGGUGCCAAUAGGUCAGUUGCUGAGAAGGAGGCAGUCAUGCAUUUCACAAAUGAGAAGGGCAUCAGUCACCCGCCUGAUAUGUCAGGGUGGAACCCUUUUGGAGAAGACAACUUCUCCAAGUUAACAGAAGAGGAACUGCUGGACAGAGAGUUCGACCUUCUCAGAUCAAACAGGCUCGAGGAGAGUGCACCCUCAGAUAAGAAUGUAGAGCCACCCUCUGCUCCACAUAGCCAUCCUCCGGAAGACCCUUUUGGUUCUAUCCCUUUCAUUUCUCACUCAGGUUCUCCUGAAAAGAAAACUGAACGUUCUCCAAAUCAAAAAAUUAUCACUGCAAACCCUACCAAAAAUGGGAGCGCAAGUCCCCUAUGUAAAGAUCAGCGGGCUGUGAAGAAAACCUCAGAGAACCCAUCGGUCCGGGGUCAAGCGCAGAGGGGGCAUGACGAAUCUGAAAGCGAUUUUGAAUCGGACCCCCCUUCUCCUAAGAGCAGUGAAGAAGAACAAGAUGAGGAGGACGUUCAGGGAGAACACGGGGACUUUAAUGAUGAUGACACGGAGCCGGAGAACCUGGGUCACAGGCCUCUGCUCAUGGACUCGGAAGAUGAGGAAGAGGAGGACAAACACAGCUCUGACUCGGAGUAUGAACAGGCUAAGGCCAAGUGCGAAACUGGUGGGGGGCGGAGCCCAGCCCCUGACCCAGCUCUCCUCUCCCCAGCCUGUUCACCAACUGAUGCGCUGACUUCUGGCCAGGAGUUUGAUGUGUUCGGUGCGGUUCCCUUCUUCGCGGUGCCCGCUCCACAGCAGCAGCAGCAGCAGCACAGGGGGAAUGGGAAGAGCCUCUCCCAGGAGACGUUUACGGAGCAGGAGGACUUUGACGUCUUCACAAAGGCACCCUUCAACAAGAAGGUGAAUGUACAGGACUGGCCCGCAGCGGGGUCUGGCACGCGCCCGCUGCCUGCACGGCCCAGAAGUGUAGACGUGUUUGGCUCCACUCCCUUUCAGCCAUUUUCCACAUCGGCGAGUCGAAGUGAGAGCCGGGAGGAUGCUUUUGGACUCGUGCCCUUUGAGGAAAUAACCGGGAGUCAGCCGCAGAAAGUCAAACAGCGCAGCUUGCAGAAACUGACUUGUCGCCAGAGGCGCACGAAGCAGGACGUGGCCAAAAGCAAUGGGAAGCGCCACCACGGCACACCCACUAGCGCAAAGAAGCCCCUGAAGCCUCCCUACCGCACCCCCGAGAGGGCUCGCAGACACAAGAAGGUGGGCCGCAGAGACUCGCAAAGCAGCAGUGAGUUUUUAACCAUUUCUGACUCGAAGGAGAACAUCAGCGUCGCACUGACCGAUAGCAAAGACAGGGCCAGUGUCCUGCAACCCGAAGAGAGUCUGCUGGACCCCUUUGGUGCCAAGCCUUUCCAUCCUCCAGACUUGGCGUGGCACCAGUCCCAUCAGGGCCUAAGCGACAUCUGUGUUGAUCACAAUACCCUCUUGCCUGGGAGGCCAAGACAGAAUUCAGUGCACGGGUCAUUCCAUAGUGCAGAUGCGUUGAGAAUGGAUGACUUUGGGGCCGUGCCCUUUACAGAACUUGUUGCACCUCGUGAGUCCCAGCAGCCCCAACCAGUCGAAUUAGACCCAUUUGGUGCUGCUCCGUUUCCUUCUAAACAGUAGACACUCCAGGUGGACUUGGCAAUAACUCCUGUGUCAAAAAAGUAUGAAUAAUUUUAUGAAUCUGGAAGGAAAUGUAUUUGUAUAGUUGUUUAUAUCCUUCACUCUUACAGGUUAAUCAGGAUAGGUGAUUUUUAAACAAACCAAAUGCAAGUAUCUGUACAGGGUAGUGAGGACAUGCCUUCUUCAAGCAGGAGACGGCCUAAGUGGGAAGCUCCAAGGGAUUUUGCUACUGAAAGCUCAGAGGUACAACUUGAGGUGCUUCCUGGGAAGGCAGAUGUGUGGCCACUGAGGGACAGGAAAACAUAUCACUUGGGAUCAUGUCAUAUGGGUGCACACCCCAGGUCCAGAGAUUGGAGUCAGGCUGACUGAAUGUUUGCACCCAGGAAACAGCCUGGAGUGUUCUGUUCAGUUCACACACUUGCCUGUAACAUAGAGCCAGAAGUAACUGACUAUCGUGCCUAAAACUCUGUUGCAUUUUUAAAAACAAGUGCCAUUAAUAAUGGACUCUAUAAUGAAAACUAUAUGAAACAAUGUAUAUAUUAACUAAUUUAGCCCUUCCAUGGUAUAUACAUCAAAACAUGUAUAUGAUAAUAUAUAUGCAAUUUUUAAUCUGUCAAAAAUAAAUUUUUAAAAUAUGGAAUGCUUAAUAGAAGCCUAGAACAAAAAUGUAAAGAGAAACAUCUGGCAUUUGAAAAAUGUAAAAUAAUGAUACAUCAAAAAGAAAAGCAACAUUUGGUACUUUAGAAAUAAUAUGUUGUUUCUGAAUGGAUUUUUUGCCAAAAUCUUUAUCAUCACGUCCCUAGUGAAGCAUAUUGAUAAAAAUGGGAGGCCUGGGGUUAUACAGACUUUUAACUUCAGGAGAAACUAGCUGCAACUUUAAACUUUUAAGAUGUUUACAAUGUAAAAUCAUGUUGCAUUUACUAUUGUACUUUGUUACUUCACCACCCUUAUCCAACACUCCCGAAGUCAUGAGCAACCCCUUCCCUCAGGUUUGGGGGGGGGUUCCAUUAGUGACACUGACCAGCCUUAUGGGGACACAUGCCUCCGGCUGCCAGUCCCUCCGCACUGACAGCCAGACUUGUUGGCUAUGUAAGAAUGAGAUCAGAGGACUAGGACUUGAAUUCUGCUAGCUGAUCGCAUCGUUAGUGAGAAGAACUAAGCUACCAAAUUGCCUUUUAAAAAAUACCAUCAGUCAUAAUUAGAAACUUGAAGUUUUGUAGGAGUCAUGUUUAAUGGUAGCAAAUUAAACAUCAGUUAAUGUGAACACACUGUGCUUAUUGUGUCUCUGUCUUCAGUUAUAAUUGUCUUUAACUAGAUUAGCAUUAGAAGUUUCUAGAUUAAAAGCUAUUUACAAAAGGGGUGGGAACUUUAGCUUUACUUUAAGUUAACUCUCUUUGCCUCCAAUUAGUGUAUUUUAUGAGUAAUCUUAUUAAAACCUCUUUAUUUUAGUAGUGCCCUGAUAGGAUAAAUUAUUUGCCUACUUUCACAGUUUGGAACUUGGAAGAAGCAGAAUAUAUAGCUAAGCCACAGUCAUUUGGAUUGCUUUUCUUCUGUGAGCUCAGUCAGGUGAAAAGUGGACGGGCAGCUGCCCAGCAUACGUCAUCACCUCGAACUGGGCUGCAGCGCCUACUGUCCUUGUGCCAAAGGCAGAGACUGUGUUUGCACCUUUUUCUAGUUCUCAGGUUAAUAUUACUAAUACAAAUGGUAGUAGGUCCUUUAAACUCCAACAUAGAUUCAGUGAUGCUUUCCUUUAGAAGUGAAGAGUUAAUUACACAUGCUAAACUCAUCAACUGCACACUAGUUUUCUGUCUACAGAGGAACUCAUCGAGAAGGCAGUCAGUGAACUGGUGAUCUCCUGAGAUGUGAAUAUGAAAUUGUAGUUUUACUUGCCUUUCAAUGCACUGAGGAAUUUGAAGUGAUUCACUGACAUAGCCUCUUUGGCUUAUUAUGCUGGAUAAAUUCUUUGGAAACAACUCUGCCACAGCUUAAAAUGUUUACAUUGUCUCCUAUAGCCCAGCCAGAUGACAUUCCUCUUUGGAGACGAGCUCAUUGGAUGGGUGGAGUAUUUAUCUGGAGGUCCAGUAGGGCAGUUCCUUUGUGUUGAUGCUAGAGGUGUUUUCUUAAGUCUCCACAGACUUCCACUUCACUCUUCAGUCUCUGGACACCUGAGCCGUAGGUACUUAAUUCCCUUAUGAGAAUUAAACUGCCAAGCACAGGCUCUUGCACAUAGCGCUCAGCGAAGGCUGGCUCUGUCCAGGGAUGGCUCAGUUCUGGCUUAAGGAAUGUCAUUUGGGUGUGCCCUGUGCUUCUAAGUAUGCAAAGUAGUCCUAAACCUGUUAAACUUGAACAUCAAAGGGAAGUCACAUUAGAGACCUCGCAAGGUUCCGAGGUCAAAACUGUCUCUUAGAAGCUUUACCAGCUGGUUAACCCUGAAUCAUCUUUGAAAGAGUGGACCAUUUGCUUAGCUUCCAUUACUUCAGUAAAACAUUACUAUUUCAAAGAUCAUCGUUUAUGGCAUUGAAGAAUGUAGCUGCCGAGACUCAGAAGCUGCUUGGUGUAUAGUUGUAAGCUGGGAGAAAAUAACUGACGAGGAUAUUAAGAAGUGAGUGCCCCCCCAAACUGGGAUGUGUACUUGGGCAUGGUUAGGAAAUCCCUUGGAUCUCAGAUCUCUGCACCUCGCAGCAGUUUAACCAGGACUGACUACUGUUGUCAUCUUGCUGGUGAAACCUGCUCUCUUGUGCUGGUGUUGAGGGGCAGCCACUUGGCUGGGCCAUCUGGUUUGAACGUGUAUUACUAUCACUGCUUAGGGGAUUUGGGGUACAUCUGUUUAGUAUAUGUAGAAUGUGCAGUGAACUUAGUCAGUUUUUCCUGUUUUUUUUUUUUUUUUCUCUUUAGCAAAACUAGUCAUCAGUUUAGGUCUAGUUAAUUGAGUUGACAGUCUACUGUGAGGACAUGAUGUGUCUACUGUGACAAUAGCAAAUGACUAUUGGAAAACUUUUAUACUUGUGUGUUUUCUACUAAGAUAAAAAGACACGCCAUGCACAUCACAGCUCUCUAGUAGGGAAUUAAUGCGGAUUUAAAAAUGGCAAUCAUGGUUUUAUUGUUUUUGUUUUUUAAAGAGCAUUCACUCCUAGAGAGGGUUUAUAAAAACCACUAAAAGGAAGUAGAUGAAAAUACAGAGGGUUAGGUCUGUUUUAGGUUUUUUUUUUUUAAUUUUAAAAUUCACAGUGCUACUUUCAUAAGAGAACUGGUUUUAUUGCAAUGUGCUUUUUGUGACUGAAAGUCACCCAAUAGAAGGAGUAGUAGUCACUUGUUCUUUGUCUUGUGGUGCCGGGGAUUGAACCCAGGACCUUGCACAUGCUAGACAAGCACUGUAGCGCUGAGCUACACCUCUAGUCUGGAAGCUCCCUUUUCAUUGCUGGCAAACAGCUUUAAGUGCACUUUCUUUGAUUACACUUCCAUUUUUGUUAAACUUGAAUUUUCUGAAGCCUUUUUAUGUACCACUAAUAACUUUAAUCUUUUAAAAAACCGGAUUUAUACCUUUAGUUACAUUUCUAAUUGUUAUAAAACAUAUUUGCUAAAGUAACUUAAGUCCUCAAAUGUGGCUGGGAAACUUAUGAAAUAGAAUUCAGAUGCUUCCCUUGUUCCUAGGUAAGCACUAAUUUUAUUACCUUAUUGCCUUUACAUUGCUUAGUCUUGAAUUCUGUUCACUAUUUUGUUUGAGAUUUAAAGUUAUUUUCUUACUGUAUUUAUCAUACCUACUGUUUUAAUAAUCUGCCUUCUUUAAAUGCAAUAAAAUCCCAAAUGGAUUGCUUAUUCUUUAUAA
This is a messenger RNA of Mesocricetus auratus (golden hamster), 7425 nucleotides long. RefSeq names its product BMP2 inducible kinase (gene Bmp2k). The coding region runs from base 210 to 3599 and encodes 1129 amino acids. Gene Ontology annotation, biological process: protein phosphorylation. The transcript has 16 exons. Gene Ontology annotation, molecular function: protein kinase activity; ATP binding. Lineage: Eukaryota; Metazoa; Chordata; Mammalia; Rodentia; Cricetidae. The record is from RefSeq and is a predicted model, not a curated record.